UCAGCCUUAGGAGUUGACAGUCCGGUCCAUGGCAUAGAUUGCCUUUCUCACAGGGAAAGGAAACAGAGGAAGAAACGAUUCAAGCUGAGAUGAACGACAGGCUGACCAACUGACCCAGCUGGGAGCACGAUUACAAGAGCAUCCUUCAGAGGAAUUCGAUGAUGUGUACAACAAAUGGCAAUAUUUCAGCGGUAUGAUACGCCCAUGCGACGAGCUGUGUGGAUGUUGUGAUGUACGGUGAACGAUCCAGGCAACCACAAACAUACAUCCGAAUUCAGAAAACCGGUUGAUUUGGCUGGAGGAACGCAUACUUUACCACUGAUCUCUGGAUUAAAAUAAAUGUCGUUGCAGAAUCUAGAAAGUAAUUAGGUGGAUAUUAUUAUUACCAUUAUAGUUAUUAAUAUUAUUAUUAGUAGUAGUAGUAGUAGUAUUGUCAUUGUAAAGAUGGUGGACACAUCUUUUGUUGGCUUUUAUUUGGGCAACAUAAACAUAUUAUGGAGAAUUUCGUCGCCUAAUCGCUACGACCUGGAUAAAAGUCACCUCUAUGCAAGCCAUCCGCAUCACUCUCAUUCUUCAUAGAAAUAUAUCAAUAUCGCUGUAUCAUAAUAAUCAAAUACCAAGCCGAAGUUUUGUUCAGCUUGUCAUACAUUUCUAUUUAUAUACGCAUCUGACUCCCGCUUGAUGAUUCAACUGCUCUAUGAAAAUAAAAUGUCUACUGUUAAAAUGACAAUUAUGGAAAAUGAGGACGAAAUGAUCGAAGUAAGCACUUGCACAUGCGGUUCAUAGAAAUAACACGAACCGACAGUCGCUUUGGCUUAUGACGUGGAUUUAAUUGCAAACUGUAGACUUGUAGUGGCUAUAGAAACGUUAUCGAUUAAAUAUUAAUACGCCGAAUAUAUGCCUUUCCCGAUGUGCAAAGCGAUAAAUAUGUGGCGUACAUUAUGUAUGUCGAUUAAAGCUAAUGACAGCCACGGCUCUGCCAUCUCUCUGUUGUGAUUCUCAUCUUAAAAUGGACGCGCACUUUCAUUGAACUGUCUUAUAGCGUUCGCAAUGUUUCGAAUUUAUACAACACAAGAGACACGUAAAGUGAAUAUCACAAAUGUGCAAAUAAUUGUGGAUAUUUUGAGAUCGCGAGCUGGUGCAUCUCUGUGAGCCAAUCAGAGCUGAAUGUUUGAGGAUGCCUUAAGGCUUAAGCCUGCGCAUGCAUGUGUUUAAGGCUAUGAAUAUUCAUUAACAUUCAUUGCAAAAAAAGUUUAACAUCGAGGUACGUUUACAAAUAUGAGAGUUUUACAUGGAUUAGAGGUUAAGACAACAUUCCAGUGCAAGCUAUUUAGGUAGAACCUAACCCCUACUAGAACAUGAUGAUGUGUGAUGUAAGGCAAAUUAUCAGAAGACCCAUCUAGUUACUGUAUUAUCUUUAGUAAUAUUUGUUUACUUCUGGAUUCUGCUGUUAAAAAGAGAAACCAAUCAAGCAGUGUCAUCAAUGAUUAUUCAGAUGGAAAAGCCAAAUGCUGCAUCAAGUAACCAAAAAGAUAAGAUUCUCACACCUUGAUGGACUGGAUAUUCUCACCUAAUCUCAAGGACUUUGGUUUCUCUAGCAAAACUCUUUUUCAGUGUCAUCAUCUAUAAAUCUAUAGAACUAUAGAGCAUCAUCAUAUUAUAGCUGUUAGCACAUACUGACUGACUAAAAUGGCUCUAUAAAUGUUAAGACACACACAAAGUGUGCUGUGGACAAUCCAAGCAGUUGGUGAGGACAGUGCAGUGGAAGCCCAGCAAAAGCUUUACUUAUUGAUUUCGUUCCUCAUCAAGAAGGCCUGCACUCAGUAGAUGGGCUCUGCAUGGAUAUUGUGCACAAGUUGACAGAGGGCCUCCUCCAGCUUUUGAGACCACAUCGCUGACCUGAACACUCAGUGAUGGAUCCAUAUACGAGACUGAGUGGAGUAGGAGCUGGAGGUGGUGGCAGUGCUGCCCCGCUACCUUGUACCAGUAGGGGAGGUUCCUGUGGACCCAGAGUUCCCCCUGCCCUCUCAGCAAAUGCAAACUCAAUACCCUGCCUGACACACAACAGCAGCAGCCAGAACUCCUCUACUUUUUCCUCUUCAGUGGACUCCCCAGAUUCCCAUCUUCCUCAACAUCAUGAAGGCAGUAACACGUACUGGACAGCUGUCUUUGAUUAUGAGGCCACAGCGGACGAGGAGUUGACCUUGCGACGUGGCGACCUACUGGAGGUGCUCUCCAAGGACUCAAAAGUGUCUGGAGAUGAGGGCUGGUGGACUGGCAAGAUCCAGGACAAGGUGGGCAUAUUUCCUAGUAAUUAUGUGACCCGACGGGACACCAGCUAUCCAGCGUUGCCUCCGGGAGGUCUGGUCGGUGGGGAGUCGCCACUGGAGAUUGAUUUCUCAGAGCUGUGCUUGGAGGAGGUGAUCGGUGCUGGAGGCUUUGGAAAGGUGUAUAAGGGUGUGUGGCGAGGUGAGGAAGUAGCUGUUAAAGCAGCUCGUCAGGACCCAGAUGAGGACAUCAGUGCUACGGCAGAGAACGUGAGGCAGGAGGCCAGACUCUUCUGGAUGCUCCAACACCGCAACAUCAUUGCCCUCCGAGGUGUUUGCCUGCGAGAGCCAAAUCUUUGCCUGGUUAUGGAAUAUGCCCGUGGCGGGGCACUUAACCGGGCACUUGCUGGGAAGAAGGUGCCUCCUCGGGUACUGGUGAAUUGGGCAGUGCAGAUUGCGACAGGAAUGGACUACUUGCACAACCAGACCUUUGUGCCAAUCAUCCAUCGAGACCUCAAAUCAAGCAACAUUCUGAUUCUGGAGCCUGUGGAGAGAGACGACCUGAGCGGGAAGACUCUGAAGAUCACAGACUUUGGGCUUGCUCGGGAAUGGCAUCGCACCACGAAGAUGAGCGCAGCGGGCACGUAUGCCUGGAUGGCUCCCGAGGUCAUCAAGCUGUCCCUGUUCUCCAAAAGCAGUGAUGUGUGGAGUUUUGGAGUGUUACUCUGGGAGCUGCUGACUGGUGAGGUGCCAUACCGUGAAAUCGAUGCUUUGGCUGUGGCUUAUGGAGUUGCCAUGAACAAGUUGACCCUUCCCAUCCCCUCCACCUGCCCUGAGGCCUUUGCACAGCUGCUGGGAGAGUGUUGGUGUCCUAACCCACAUGGACGUCCUUCUUUUGGAAGUAUCUUGAAAAGGCUGGUGGACAUUGAGCAAUCAGCCAUGUUUCAGAUGCCGCUCGAGUCUUUCCAUUCCCUGCAGGAAGACUGGAGGCUGGAGAUCCAGCAGAUGUUUGAUGAAUUGCGAGCAAAAGAGAAG
This is a messenger RNA of Sinocyclocheilus anshuiensis, 3302 nucleotides long. Its product is annotated as mitogen-activated protein kinase kinase kinase 10-like. The annotation marks the transcript as partial. The transcript is spliced from 4 exons. Gene Ontology annotation, biological process: protein phosphorylation; positive regulation of apoptotic process. The record is from RefSeq and is a predicted model, not a curated record. NCBI's taxonomy places the organism in Eukaryota, Metazoa, Chordata, Actinopteri, Cypriniformes, Cyprinidae. Gene Ontology annotation, molecular function: protein binding; ATP binding; JUN kinase kinase kinase activity.